Messenger RNA from Branchiostoma floridae (Florida lancelet), 3633 nucleotides. Its product is annotated as methionine synthase reductase-like. Lineage: Eukaryota; Metazoa; Chordata; Leptocardii; Amphioxiformes; Branchiostomatidae. Bases 64 to 2637 code for a protein of 857 amino acids. The record is from RefSeq and is a predicted model, not a curated record. The transcript has 17 exons. Gene Ontology annotation, cellular component: cytosol. Gene Ontology annotation, biological process: homocysteine metabolic process. Gene Ontology annotation, molecular function: [methionine synthase] reductase (NADPH) activity; FMN binding; flavin adenine dinucleotide binding.
GAUUAUAUAAAGAGCAGCCGACGGAGUUUCGUCAUUUUCGCAUUUGCUCUUGAUGGGUGGUGGAUGCGUUCGCGCCUGCACCUAAUAAACGUCGUUUUUCGCUGUUAUUGUUGCAGGAGAAUGCCCAUGAUGCCGGCCCAGAACAACCGCCUGGUCCUGCUGUACGGGUCCCAGACUGGCCAGGCGAAGGCCAUCGCCGAGGAGAUACACGAGAACGCUGAGAGACACGGGCUCCGGACCGACCUGUUUGGGCUGGAACUCACAGAGAAAAAGUUUGAUGUGACAAAGGAGUCGUGUGUUGUGUUCGUGUGCUCCACCACCGGAGACGGAGACCCACCAGACAAUGCCACAAAGUUCUUCCGCAGGCUGAAGAAGAAGACACUGCCUUCAGAUCACUUAGCUCACCUCAGCUUCACAGUUUUAGGUUUAGGAGACUCCAACUACACCAACUUCUGUAACUGUCCUAAAACUCUGGACAAGAGACUACAAGAGCUGGGGGCCAAACCAUUCUACCCUACGGGGUAUGCAGAUGAUGCUGUGGGUCUGGAGAUUGUGGUAGACCCCUGGAUAGAGGGGUUAUGGACGGCAGUGCGCAAACAGCUGGGUCUGCCGCCUGAGAGCUGCACUGUUGCCGGGGAAACUGUAUCCAUGGAGACCACAGACAAUAAACAUGCACCAGGAGGUGUCCCAAACUCUGUAGUUCAGGAUAGUAGUGGAGAAACAGAAGGAAAGAUUGAUAUGAAGGAUGGAAGAACAGGGGAAACAGAAAUUAAUGGACAACAUGAUGAUAAUCCAGAAAAAGUCAUUGAGAUUCAGUCUGAUUUUAAAAACAAAGAAAUUGUUAAAAGUUAUGAAGACAGCACAAAUGAUAGGACUAGUAUGGCUCAUACUGAUGUAGCAGAGGCAGUUACACACAGUAUUGAACUGGAAAACAAAGGUGGUGUUAUUAGUACUACCAAGCAAAGUACAGGUCCACAAACUGAGAACACUGCAUCAGAUUGCUGUGUUGAUGCCACAGACAGCAAAACGACAGACAAAUCAGAAAAUAAGAAAACAGCAGAAGCUAGCGGCACAGAGAAGCACAUCCUGGAGGCUGAUACCACUGGCAGUAAAGACAGAGAUGGGCAAGUUGUGGAUACCGUAAAGGAACAAGCUGGUCCCUCUCUGAGAGUGUCUGUCCCCCCUCUGUGUGAUAGUGGACUGACUCUACCAGCCAAGCCUGUACCAUAUUUGGAGGUGGAGUUUCACCCAGAGGAAAGUCUGUGUAUUGAGAAGCUGCCCUUGCAAGGUGGCUGUCCCUUUCCCUCAGCAGCUGCAGAUGUUGUCAUGGCAACAGUUACCAUGGCAACUAGACUCACUAGGCAUGAUGCUGUGAAGACAGCACUGGACAUAGAACUGGAUAUCUCGCAUACAAGUUUUAAGUACGAGCCUGGCGACUCCUUUGGUGUGGUUUGCCCAAAUGAUGAGACUGAGGUGCAGGAUUUGAUUCACAGACUGGACCUUACAGACCAUGCUGACACGACCUUCAGUGCCAAGGUCAUCGAAGGAACCAAGAAACGAGCAGCUGCAGUCCCCGCCCACCUGCCUGCCAGGUGUACCUUCCGCCAUGCACUCCUCACCUGUCUGGAGAUCAGGACGGUUCCUAAGAAGGCCUUCCUCAGAAUGUUGGUAGAACACACAUCUGAUGCUGUGCAGAAGCGCCGCCUACAAGAACUGUGCAGUAAACAGGGUACUGCAGAUUAUGCCGCCUUCAUCAGGGAGCCGAAUCUGAGGCUGCUUGAUGUACUGACAGCUUUCCCAUCAUGCUGCCCUCCAUUUGAGCGGUUGCUAGAAAUGCUGCCAAGGCUUCAACCAAGACCAUACUCUGUGUCAAGCUCCCCACUGGUCAGUCCAGACAAACUACACUUUGUGUUCAACAUUGUGCACAUCCCGUCAGGCAGCGGGAGGGCUGCCCCCUGCACUGGUGUGUGCACAGGAUGGCUGGACAGGCUCACCAGGCACAUGCAGACAGGGGUGUAUGGGGACAUGGCUGAGGAAGAUGGGGUUGCAGAGAAGAUAGGCCAGAUGUCCCUUAAUGAUCCUUUGAAGAUUCCAAUCUACCUGAGAACCAACAGCCACUUCCGUCUCCCAACUGAUCUCUCUGUACCCAUCAUUAUGGUGGGACCCGGGACGGGUGUGGCACCUUUUGUAGGAUUCCUACAGCACAGGGAGAAACAGAGAGAGCUAUCCCAUGAUGCAGUGUGUGGGCCCAGCUGGCUGUUCUAUGGAUGCAGGCACAGAGACAGGGACUAUCUCUACAGGGAAGAACUGGAGCGGUUGGAAGCUGCAGGUGUGCUGGACCACCUGGUGGUGUGCUUCUCCAGGGAAGAGCCUGUUGCCACGGAAACAGAUGGAGCCCCACCUGCCCGUUAUGUACAGGAUAACCUGCAUCACCAUGGUGAUGACGUGGGGAGGAUGCUGUUGGAUGAGGGAGCUGUGCUGUAUGUUUGUGGUGAUGCCAAGAACAUGGCCAAGGAUGUGAAUGAAGUCAUCACACAGAUUGUGCAGAAAUACAAAGGUUGUACCAUUCAGGAGGCUAGGAACACAGUCUUCCAGCUCAGACAGGACAGACACUACAUUGAAGAUAUCUGGACUUGAAGUGUCAUGUUGGGAAAAUAAGCAGUUUUAAAUGAUGUAGCCAUUUCAGUGGUUAUCUUAAUUUUAAAAAAGAAAAGUCCUUCUGUAAUGUAAAGUAAGUCAGAAGGAGGCAAGAAAGCAGAGUGAGGUGUUAUAGUGAGGUGAAAUGUUAUCUUUCUACUUUGCAGUGUAGAAGAUAAAAAAAGAUAAAUCAAGGGGAAGAGUAAAUUCCACUGCACUGAGAUUUCUGUUUGAAUGAUGACAUUAUUAGUAGCCUUCUUGAUGCAAUAUGAUUGCUUGUUGCAUGGUGAUACUAUAUGCUCUGAGGUGUGUAUUUCAUACAUGAGAAAGGUGAUAGUUCUGCAAUACAGUCAUCAGGCUGAUUGUUUAUGGAGACAAAAUGUAACGUUACCACUUUUGAAUUUUACAAAAAAAAGAAGAUGUGCAAAAGCAGAAUCUGUAUAUCUGCUUAGAUCUCUAGUUCAGAGCUCUUUAAGUGGUUGUAGAGUAAUGAAAACACCUUCAAAAAUAUCACAUACAGCCACGUUGAGUUAAAGCACCAUAUGAAGGGCCUUUGAAGUGUGGUUUAGUUUACUGAAGAAAUACAAGUCACCUUGAGAUGUCACAUCGAUAGAUAUGUUGCCAUGUUGAUCUAUAAAACUGUAAGAUGGUGAAGGGAUAAGAUUGUGAUGGUAAUGAAUGACAAAGAUUUGUGUACAUGCACUCACAUAUGUGAAAAGAAGUUCCUGUUGAACUGGUAGUUGUGAUAUUUCUAACAGCAACUAGCUAUAACUUCUUUUUUUUCUCUUUAUAUUGUUUAUCAAAGUUCUUUUAUUGCAAUCUUACUAAUAAGGGAUAGUUUUAAAUGCACCUAGUUAUACCUUUUCCUUGAUGUUUUGUAUUGUUAAGUUUAACGUUAUAAAACAUUUAUCAUUUGUUAAGGGUCGUUAAGCACUCUUGAUCUUACUAACGGGGGGUUUUGUUUUCAGCACCAAUAAAGUUCUGUAUAUCAAUUUA